This is a messenger RNA of Babesia microti strain RI, 2331 nucleotides long. RefSeq lists its product as hypothetical. The record is from RefSeq and is a predicted model, not a curated record. Gene Ontology annotation, cellular component: cytoplasm; nucleus. The coding region runs from base 1 to 2331 and encodes 776 amino acids. Gene Ontology annotation, molecular function: calcium ion binding; protein serine/threonine phosphatase activity. NCBI's taxonomy places the organism in Eukaryota, Apicomplexa, Aconoidasida, Piroplasmida, Babesiidae. The transcript has a single exon.
AUGGAUACGGGGGUUAAAAGAGGAUUUGAACUAUGGGUGCCACAAUCACUCUUACUUUCAAAGAUUUGCGGAAUAGAUGUGUCCCAAGCUCCGUACAUAGGCACACCCAGUAAUCCCGAUUGCAAAAACCCAUUUAAUUUGCUUUUUUUCACUCCUACACACAAUUUCAACGAACCAACACUGUCUUUCCCAAUCUGCACACUUUUCAGAAACUGCCCAAAUUUCGACGGCCACGCCAAUGACAUUUUGAGCGCCGAUGAAUCAGAAAAGAUAGAGAAAUUUAGGGAAUGCUUUUUAGCUCUAUUAAAUCAGGGAAGAGGCACCGGAUUUUCGGAUAAAGUUGCAUUUCUUAACGUAGCCUUCUUGCACUUCGGCGGUAAGACCAGUAGGGGUUAUAUGAGCAAGGGUGAAAUACAGUGUUUGGCCACUACUUAUACUGGUAUUUUUGACAGUGGCAAGACAGAAGAGUCUGUUUUCACUUGUUUGGACAGGAAAGAUGUAGGUAUGAUAUCCGAUUUGGAUUUUGUUUGUGGAUUCAUAGCAUGUUCGCCAGAAGUUAAUGAUUCACCAAAAUCGCACGAAGGCAAAUUGAGGUUGCAACACAUUUUUAGAGCGUAUGAUAUAGAUAAAGAUGGACUAUUGAACAAAUCUGAGUUGAGAUUGUUGAUUUCUGAUAUUUAUAAACAUGGUAAUUUUGAAAACUUUCAACAAUCAGUGGUACAAGAUGUUGAAAUGCUGGCAUCUCGAUUUGACCCUUUUACAUAUGAUGUGUUCUAUAAAUGCGUGGAAAUGGGCGCAAUUCAACAUACUGAAAAGCUAUUCCGCAUCACAUUCGAUUUGGCUGAGAAGGUGAAGGAACAUUUGGUAUUUGCUUUGGCUAAUGUACAAAUAUUGUCAACUGUGAACCCGAUAAGGGAACCCUUGUGGUCAAAGGAAGUUGAAAAGAUGUCGGCCACUAACAGCAUGGCUUUCACCCCUUAUAACAGCGAGCAUGAAAUUUCUGGUUUUAAGUACCCCUGUAUUGCUAGUGUAAAUUAUGGAUCAGCUAAUGGAGUAUAUGGAUUGCAUAGUGGAGUGUUUUCUGAUCGCAGUGGGAUGUCUUCUGAUAGAUCUGAAGGUGUUGAUGUUUACUCGCAUAUUAGCACGAUCUAUCCACAGCCACAAAGUGAUUGUACAAAAUUUCCAUAUCAAAUUGCCCAAUUUGACAUGCCGCAAUUUAAAACAAUCAACCCAAUUGAACCAUGCACCAUGCACAAUAAUUUUGAUCCACAAGGCAAAAAGGAAACUGUAUCUAAUAUGGAAAUCUCCACAAUAGAUGCUGAAUUUGCUACCCAAAAGGAUGACAAGAAGAUUGCCUUGGAGCUUGAUUAUAGGAUUAACACAUUAAUUAGUGAUUAUUUCAAGCGAUACAUCGGGCAUCACAGCGAGGCAAUUAUUGAUCAAAAAAUAGCAUCUUCUGUAUUUACUCAAAUGUAUACAACUUUCUUUGGCUUGGAAGUUCACAAAAUUGAGUCCCAAAUUAUCCCAUUUAGGUGGUGCAAUUAUCACAGUUUGCUAGUUCUGUGUAACAAUUUCUCCCACCUGUUGGCCAAGGAGGAUACGAUUGUCAAGAUUAAAUCGCCAACUCGCAUCAUAGGUGAACUAGGCAAUAAUUUUGUCGACCUAAUUCGCACCUUUAAUAUUUACGGUUGGCCCCUGCAUUCUAGGGCAAAUGACGAUUCCACCGCUUUAUCUCAUAUAAUUAUCAAUAUUUGUGGGCAAAUUAAUCCUCCACAUGCGCCAGUUUAUUCACUUGAAUGUCUAUUACUGGUUAUGUCAUUAAAAGUGUUGUUCCCCAAGCAUAUUACAAUUGUAGGCUAUUAUGAGAAAUCGAGCAACCCAAUCGAUACUUAUAAUUGCCAUUUAUAUAACGAUAUCCUAAAUAAAUUAAGCAAGUAUCACAAUAAUUUCAAUUUGCAAAGUGACAAAGCGUUGAUCAGCCAAUGUGCUAAGGAGUUAUUGAAUAAGAUAAUUGAUAUUUUUGACGUUAUGCCAAAGGGCGCGCUGGUAGAUCAAUCAAUUUUGGUUAAGGGCGUACCCUCCGAUUGUGAUGGUGUUUUUGGUAAGUAUUCAAUGAAUAAAUAUAUUCCCAGGCUAACUAUCAUUCCACAUCACUCUGAUCAAUCGACUAGUCUUGUAUCUUUGAGUGAGAAUCUAGCAAGCCUAUCAAACCCAUCUGGUUGUUACAAUCGCGUUAUUCCGCUUACCAAUAACUCAAAAGAUGGAUUAGAAGCAGCCAGUUUAUUCAUUUCUGGAGAUACGAUCGUUUAUAACUCUUUAAAUCCGCUUUGA